AGACAACCUGAUAUUCCUGCUGCCUGUCUGCGUCUUCAUCCCCUUCAUCCCACCUCCAUCGUCUCUUUGUUCCAUGAGUAUUGAUAACACCACAACGUUCGGUCUCAGCACAUCUCCAUCACGGGCUCUGCUGGAUUUCGCCUUAGGGCUGCCGCAGAUGGCCAUACAUUCUGUAGACGUACCAAUCACACACCCACUUCCAGAGAGCUUCGCUCCAUCACGCAAAAUGUCGUCGACCCAAUUCCCUCCAAGGCCCGCCGUCGAAAUCUCCGACCUCCGAGGAGAACGCCUUACCGAGGCUGAUGCUCGCGAGGCCCUGUCCGGCUACGUGAUAUACCGCUUCGAGAAGCUCAACGACGAGAACGCCGUUGACGAUGAGGGGUACCCCGUCAAGCCGACGUGGGAGAAGGUAGUGAAAACGAGGAUUUGCGACAUAUCCAAGCAGGAGGCGACCCGCCAAGUACGCCAGCUUGACAGAGACAGCCAGUCGAGCUGGGACAAGAAGACCGCCCUCAUUCCGGCACAGCAGCGCCAGCUUGAGAGAGCCCUGGAACAGCUGAACGCGCAGGAACGCGAUCCCCGGUACCAUCACAUUCUGGCGCAGUUCGACCAGCAGCUCAAGAAGCUCGACAAGGGCUCUUCGGCAGACCACACAUCCAGCUCCAAGAGCAAGAGCAGAAGCAAGAGCAAAAGCAAGAGCCAGAGCAAGAAGAGAAGCCACAGCAUCAGCACCGUGCAUAAAAUCAUCUUCACUCAUCGAGGAGCCAUCAUUGCAAAGCACGAGAAACCUCGGAACAAGUACGAGAGAACCUCCCUAAUUGCGUACUUCAACCGAGUCCCCCGACCCGAAGAGAACGCCAUUGCCAUGUUCUGGCAGAGACAACUGGAGUUCGAAGCAGCUUUGGUGCCUCUGCCUCCGCCCCCACCCCCGCCUCCAACCCAGCACAUCGUAGUCCCCCAGCCUAUUGUUCACAGGCCGGCGCCACCUGUCUCCGCUGGAGGAAUGUCGCCAACCUCACCGUACACUCCCAUCCAGAAUGUACCUAUUCCAGCGCCCCAGCCACCGUACUCCAAGACCUCUAGGAGUCCCGGGAAGCCCCCACGAAGAGAAGUGAAGAUCGUCGACAAAAGGGGACGCAACGACAAGUCCCCAGGCUCGCCAAAAAGCUCCAAUGAAUCCGAUUCGGUAUGCUCGGAUGACUCUAGCUCCACGAACGACACCGAGAGGACAGCGGCGACUUCCGUAACAAGCGAAACUGGAAGCUCGCCUCGCACUUCUCCUUCCCGCGGUCGGCGCAAGAGCCGAGUCCGAACGCGUAGUCGCAGCCAGAGCCGUAUCCGUCCCAGAAACAGCCCGGAGCGGUACGAGAUUGAAGUACCGCGUCACCACGUCAAACGCGAGCCUCGUCACCCCCUAGACACCAUGUCACGCGUGUCAUCACCGCAAAGUACCACCGCUCCGCGCUAUGGUUCACCGGCGUCAGGUCCGACACCCCUCCUCAUCGAACGCAUCCGCGAGCAAGCAUACCAGGCAGGCGUGGCGGACGCAAGGGCCGCCUCGAAACGCAUGCUCAACGGGCUUCGCAUCGUCCACGACGAAGCGGGCUACCGGCCACGCUCGGCACUUCCCCCGAAGAUCAUCCAAAGAUCGCCGCCGCCAGGUGGAGCACGCCUGGUGACCUCCGAGAGCCUGGAACGCCGACGCGUGGAGGACGAGCUCGAUAACCACUUGGGGAGGUUACGGUUGGGAGACGACAUGGAGCGCGAAGCGGAGCGGUGUUGGCGGGUCGCUCAAGAGCUGGACAUGCUGGAGCGUCAGCGGCUGGAGGAUGAGCUGAGGUUCGAAGAGACGGAGAGGCGACGGCUCGCAGAGGAGAUGGCGGCUGUUGAGAUGCGGGAGAGGGAAGGAGAGUUGCUGCGGCGGCGUCGGGUGGCGGAGCACCAGAAACGUUUGCGGUGGCAGAUGGACGGGGAAGAUAUCCUCGCCAUGGAGGAAGAGGGGCGCGUGGCAGCGAGAGCGUACAUGAGGCCUCGGGAGCGGUCACCGGGCGUAACGUAUGAGGGUUCUUACGGCCGGAGAAGAAGAAGUAACAAUCGCAUCCCAGCGGGGUAUCGGUACUAGGAGUCUUUCGUUUCAUUCAAGUCUUACAUGUUUGUCUUGAUUCACAUUGCAGGUUAGCAGGCUUUCUCUUUUCUCCACGCAGCCAUUGGCGUAUGAGCUUUGAUGAAAUAGACCGAGU
Sodiomyces alkalinus F11 is the source of this 2240-nucleotide messenger RNA. RefSeq lists its product as hypothetical. The transcript has a single exon. Bases 227 to 2122 code for a protein of 631 amino acids. The record is from RefSeq and is a predicted model, not a curated record. NCBI's taxonomy places the organism in Eukaryota, Fungi, Ascomycota, Sordariomycetes, Glomerellales, Plectosphaerellaceae.